AUUAGUACUCACAGGUGGACAUCAUAAACUCAACACACCUUGCACUCCGGUACCUGUGUGCGCUUUUCGUACACGCUAAUUAACAAAAAUAAUUUCACUUCUGUGAUUAGUUUUGGCUUGGUGAGAAAAUAUUCUUUCCUAUGUGGCAUCUGUAACUAUAGUCUGCUCUAAAGGGACCACUUUCCAGCGAUUAGAGUCAUGGACGAACUAAGCAAACCCUCACAGCCUGCAGCAGGUGAACGUUCUGGCAGUCAUCCAAGGCCAUUCUUCUAUGUUCAGCCAGCAGUGCAACCGUUUUAUACAUAUCAAUGGCAGAUGAAUCACCCUUACAGCCAGCAAGGCUUCCCUGGAUCUGCCUUCCAUUUUGGUCGUCCCUACAUGCUCCCUUAUUCCUACUUGCAGUAUCCAGGUUAUGUUAUGCCUCAGGCUUCCAUGCACCCUGUGGAUUACCGAAGGAUACACGAGCGAAGCUUCCCGCAUGCCCCCGGAUGUGAUGCUUCUCUUCGACAGUACCAACACGGCCAAACUGCCCCGAGAGAGAUGACGUGUGUAGGAGCACAAACGGACCCAAGUGAGGCCUUAAAUAGACUCAUAGAAUGUCUGGAUCAACUUCGUGCUAGUGACAGUUCCCAAACAUCUGGAAGUCUGUCACCUUUAACCAAGGAACCAAAGUGCGAGGAAGAAAGUAGAAUCAUGGGAGAUAAGCUGAUUAGCAAAUCCAACAUGGCGGAUGAUGAUGGAGGUACAAGUUGUGGUGGACAUGCCACUCAAGAGGAGGACUCCUCUCUGGCUUCAGGAAAGGAAGAAAAAGAAAAGAAUGAGGCAGGGUAUCAUGACUGCUCAGAGAGUCACUCAGACUUUUCUCAGAGUCACUCACAGAGUGGUAGCUGUCAAGAGAAAAACGAGGAUGAGAAGGAACAAGAUAAAGAGCUGGAACAAACCAAUGAGGAGCUGGAGUGGAAUGGUUGUAUUGCAAGUCGACCUUCAUCCCAGUCCUCUCCUGCACGCACUUCUUUAACCAAAAAGAUUGAAAAUCAAAGUCUAAUCCAGAAACAGCAUGAUUUUUCAUGCUGUAUCCUCCAUUUGCCGUUUGAGAAGGUGAUUUCUUCUGGUGUUUAUGGAGCCAGCAUUACUCCUCCAUCACUUGGCUCACCAUUAAAUUACACUUAUCAUCCUCCUCAGCUUGCUCAUGAACGUGUCAGUGUCUUGAGUCCAUCUCUGGACGAGCUCUCGUCUCACGAUGAGCUGCUGUCCACUGAUUUAGAUGACAUUGACCUGUUUCCAACUCGAAUCUACACCAGAGGGAAACUUGCUGAAGUUACGUCUAGAAGAUGCCACAGUUCCGAUCUGUGCUUGCUCUAUCCCAAGAGAUUGACGUGCGCCAUGUGCGGCUCGCACACCUUUAAGGAGUUGAGCAGGACCAAACUAUGCCGGUAUGAAGACGUGGAAGAUUCAGACGAGGUCAAGGUCGAGCAUCGUCUCCGAAACACAGUGGGGAAAGGUCACACAACCAGAAAAACACACUCACAGAUAAGACACAAACUCCGAACCGAGCAUCACAGAGAGAAGGCAGAAAGUCAGCACGAAUCAUCUCGUUCUGAGCAUUUAUGCUGUGAGACAUGCCUCUGCUCAACAGAGAAGAGCCCCAGAGCAGCUAGCGGUCGCCCAGAACGUCGGUGCAAAGUGAUCUCGGAUCAGCUGCUCAGGGACGGCGUAACCGCAAAAGCAUGCAGAGCUCAGCCCUUACCACAACGACCACAAAAAACUGGUCACAGAAAAGCUCGCUGUAAACCUCCAGGUUGUCAAAGCUCCAGAAAUGAGGAAGAUGAUAAUGAUGAGCAUGAGGAUGAAGAGCAGGAAGUGCUUCUGUACCCUAGGACAAAAGGAGCCACUAAAAGAGGAGGAGCACGAUGCUAAACAUCACAAAGUUCGCGUCAUCUAUAGAGGCAGUAAACGCACGUGUUAUUUUUGUGUUUGGAUACGAAUAAGUAUGUUUCAACUAUAUGAGUGAGUUUUCGGUUGCACAGUCGCCAUGGUUAGAAUUCACUGUAUUAAAAAGACCUGCACCUUCUGCACCUCCUGUGUUCAAAUUAAACUUGUUUUCUCAGUCACUUCACUGUUG
Messenger RNA from Tachysurus vachellii, 2122 nucleotides. Its product is annotated as bucky ball-like. The transcript has 6 exons. The record is from RefSeq and is a predicted model, not a curated record. Bases 199 to 1917 code for a protein of 572 amino acids. Lineage: Eukaryota; Metazoa; Chordata; Actinopteri; Siluriformes; Bagridae.